Molecule: messenger RNA, 936 nt
Organism: Egretta garzetta (little egret)
Lineage: Eukaryota; Metazoa; Chordata; Aves; Pelecaniformes; Ardeidae
Product: olfactory receptor 14A16
Exons: 1
Coding region: 1-936 (311 amino acids)
Biological process (GO): G protein-coupled receptor signaling pathway
Cellular component (GO): membrane
Molecular function (GO): G protein-coupled receptor activity; olfactory receptor activity
Source: RefSeq, a predicted model, not a curated record
AUGCCCAAUGGCAGCUCCACCACCGAGUUUCUCCUUCUGGGAUGCGGGGAUACAUUGGAGCUGCAGCUCUUGCACUUCUGGCUCUUCCUGGGCAUCUACCUGACUGCCCUCCUGGGCAACGGCCUCAUCAUCACCACCAUAGCCUGCGACUACCGCCUCCACACCCCCAUGUACUUCUUCCUCCUCAACCUCUCCCUCCUCGACCUGGGAUCCAUCUCCACUACACUCCCAAAAGCCAUGGCCAAUUCCCUCUGGGAAACCAGGGCCAUUUCCUACUCAGGAUGUGUUGCACAGGUCUUUUUCUUUCUCUUCCUGAUUGGAGGAGAGUAUUGUCUUCUCACUGUCAUGGCCUAUGACCGCUAUGUUGCCAUCUGCAGACCCCUGCACUAUGGGACCAUCCUGACCAGCAGAGCUUGUGUCCACAUGGCAGCAGCUGCCUGGGGCAGUGGCUUUCUCUAUGCUGUGCUGCACACGGCCAAUACAUUUUCACUCCCACUCUGCCAAGGCAAUGCUGUGGACCAGUUCUUCUGUGAAAUCCCCCAGAUCCUCAAGCUCUCCUGCUCAGAUGCCUACCUCAGGGAGGUUGGGCUUCUCAUGGUUAGUGGCAUUUUACUCUUUGGUUGUUUUGUUUUCAUUGUGCUGUCCUAUGUGCAGAUCUUCAGGGCCGUGCUGAGGAUCCCCUCUGAGCAGGGGCGGCACAAAGCCUUUUCCACAUGCCUCCCUCACCUGACUGUGUUCUCCCUGUUUAUCAGCACCGGCACAUUUGCUUACUUGAAGCCCCACUCCAUCUCCUUCCCAUUGCUGGAUCUGGUAGUGGCCGUGCUGUACUCUGUGGUGCCUCCAGUGGUGAACCCUCUCAUCUACAGCAUCAGGAACAAGGAUCUGAAGAAUGCCUUGAGGAACUUAUUUCAAUACAUGCUUCUUCAGCAUCCAUAA